AGAAUUCCAAAGCCCGACCAUGACGGAUCUUCCAAUGGAAUGUACCGACGGCAUCUGUAUAGCCCCUUCAGCCACGAAAGCAGCCGCAGCAGAAACAGAGGACUUGAAGAAUAACAAUGGCCAUAAUCCAGAGGCAGAGACGGGAGGAAAAGGGGACCAGGCUGUGGCCAAUAAUGUUGAUAACCAAGAAAAGCAUGACGCACCGCGAAAGUCUCAGCCAACCGUCAUCAAAAAGGUUUACACGCAACAAGAUCUGGACGGCUUGCUGGGAGAGGCAUCUUCAUCGUUCAAGGAUGUCAUGGUUGUGGAGUUCGUGACUACCUGGUGUGGAGCUUGCAAGGGAAUUGCUCCUCUCUGGGAGGAACUCGCAUCACUUCAUUCAGCGGAUGUCCAAUGUGCACAAGUCGUCUGCGACAAGAAUAAGGAAACCAAAAAGUUGGCACAAGCUCAAGGGAUCAAGAGCUACCCCGUGUUUAAAGUCUAUGAUACCCAAAGUGGAAACAUGACGCAGACUUGGAACGGGGCAGAUCGAGGAAAACUCGAAAAGGUAUUCGACAACAUGAGCGGCGGCAAAGGCGGAGGAAAGAAGGGAGGAGGAAAGAAAAAGAAGAAUCGAAGAUAGCACGAAUUCUGGGGUGUGGACCUUCAGGCUAAAGCAAGUGACAAUUAGGAGCUUUGCCCGACUUUUUGCUGCUGUGAAUUCCGUGUCCCGCGCCCCGAGAUGCUUCCACCGAUCGAUGAAGGUUUCUUGACAUCGUCCUGACCAAGUUUCAACGCUCCGAUACCGGUACCGUAAAAGUACAUGAAACGACAACGUUACUAUGGGUUAGAGUGGACUUUUGGGGACGGGCACUUUGCUAGGAAGGGCAUUGUGGUCGUUGCACAACACACAACUGCCAUCAUUCUACACCACAAUCGGCUCCACGCGAAAAGUUCCAGUGCAUCCAUCCGGACCAUGCAUCGGUGAGUAAGUAGCGCGGCUACCUAGUUAGUAAUCCUUAUGUCUAGCUAGCUAGAGUGACAGCCAUCGCUGGACGUUUCGAGGGCGUGAUCGCGCCAAGCUACGACAACGAGAUACUACAGGUACUAGCCA
Seminavis robusta is the source of this 1093-nucleotide messenger RNA. The record is from the annotation of a GenBank genome assembly. NCBI's taxonomy places the organism in Eukaryota, Bacillariophyta, Bacillariophyceae, Naviculales, Naviculaceae.